AACAGCUUUUGGAUUUUAUGUUUGGCAUUUUGCAUCCAAUCAAGCCUCUGUUCUAUAUAAUGGAGAAUAUAAUAUUGCAUAUUUUUAAUCAAUGCCUUUCUGUUGGGUACUCAUGUACUGUGAAAUUUAUGAUUUAGGAGGCCAUGCUAUUUGGGAAGGGAGGUCAACUUCCCGAAACAUGCAAGCAUGCAACUAUAACUCAAGGAGCUGACACGUGAUGCAAACUCAAAUCUGAACCACAUUAACUGCAAAGUUGUGCAAAGAAUUACCCAUGCUCUUCAGGAUGAAUGGGAAGAAGAAAUCUCUUGUUCUUUUUGAUACUGAAGAGCAGGUCACUGCAGUCCUUUUGUGUAAUCAUUCCUACUCACUUGGCGGGUCCAUUAUGCGGAUUUCACUCUCAGCUACAGUCAAAGAGAAAACUUGCAUUAAUUUGCUUAUGGUUUGGAGCUGCAAUGGUGUGCUAGGACUAGAGAUUCAUUGCUUCCCAGGAUAUUUAUAUGGGUGGUGGCUCAUCUUUGGUCUCUUCUUUCAAUGUAUGCUGGUUUAAUUGCUUUGACAGUGUUGGAAACUAAAAUUUUCUUUGAUUGUCAUCUUUACUCGCUCCUAGUUCUUGUACCAUACUUUUUACGAUCCUUAGAAUUUCAGGGUGGGCUUUUUUGCUUUGCUGAUCAGAUAAGUUUUGAGGAAAAAGGAGGACAAAAUGUACUACACUACACUGUGACCCGUUCUUCUCUUGGCUUAGAAAGUCGGUGUUGGCAUCUUGUUGGUUGAUGAGUUAGUUGCAUAGACUUAUGUAUUGCCACUGCUAUGAUUACCAAUCAAUCUAAUUCAGCUUA
Molecule: messenger RNA, 836 nt
Organism: Rubroshorea leprosula
Lineage: Eukaryota; Viridiplantae; Streptophyta; Magnoliopsida; Malvales; Dipterocarpaceae
Source: the annotation of a GenBank genome assembly